CAACAGACAGAAGUCGUACAAGAGCUAGAGUACCAGAUCAGCCUCCUCAACAAUGAGAAGCAGAGCCUAGCAGAGCAGAUCAAAAAACUGCAGAGUGAGAUUCAGACACUGAAGAGGACUGUCUCCUCCCCACCUCCGGCCACUCUGGACUUGGGUACCCAGAAUACAUUAAACCCCUCUUCCACUUCUACCGCCACCGCUUGCUCCACUGACCCUCUCUCUGUGCCUCCUACAGAUAAUGGCCAGUAUCUGGAUAUCAGAGGGGUUUCAGAAGCUGGUAAUGACCCCACCUCUACUCAAAACACAUCACAGUCCCACCCACCAUCCCACAACAAGCUUAAGAGUCAGCCACCCGUCCAGUUUGAUCAACCGAACAGGAAAUUAUCUCCGGCCUUCCUGCAAGCCUUGCUGUCCUUCUGCAGAAUGUGUUCCGACAGCCGCCUGGGAGCAGAGGUGUCUCGUAUAGCUGACAGCGAGGAGAGUGUGAUGUUAAUGCUGGGCCGCUGUCUUCCUCACAUCGUCCCCAAUGUGCUUCUUGCUAAACGAGAGAGAAUGGUUGCGCACCUUUGCCAGGAGUUGAUUCCUCUCAUCCUGUGUACCGCCUGCCUACACCCAGAGCCUAAAGAGAGAGACCAGCUCCUUCACAUCCUUUUCAACCUAAUCAAGAGACCGGAUGAUGAGCAGAGACAAAUGAUCUUGACGGGCUGUGUUGCGUUUGCGAGACACGUGGGUCCCACGCGGGUGGAGGCUGAGCUACUUCCUCAGUGCUGGGAACAGAUUAACCACAAAUAUCCAGAGAGGAGGUUGUUGGUGGCAGAGUCCUGUGGAGCCUUAGCACCUUACCUGCCUAAGGAGAUUCGUAGCUCCCUGGUGUUGUCCAUGUUGCAGCAGAUGCUUGCUGAGGACAAGGCUGACAUGGUCAGGGAGGCUGUGGUCAAGAGUCUGGGGAUUAUCAUGGGUUACAUAGAUGACCCUGACAAGUACUCCCAGGGUUUUGAGUUGAUGCUGCUGUCUCUUGGGGACCCAUCAGAGCGGGUGGUCAGUGCAGUCCACCAGGUCUUCAUUCCUGCCUUUGCUGCCUGGACCACAGAGCUGGGCACUCUGCACACUUCACUUAUCCCUUCUCUAUUAGCGCGUAUAGAGAAGCUACUUAAUCAGGGAGAACACGGUCUGGAUGAACACAAGCUCCACGUUUUCCUGUCAGCCCUUCAGUCUCUCAUCCCUCCUCUGUUUGCCGUGGUGCUGCAGAAUGCACCUUUCACCAGCAGAGCCAAACUCCACGGAGACAUACCUGCAAUAGAAGUGACCCGGUUCCCCAGGCCAGCUUCUCCUCUCCAGGAUGUGGCAACUAUCAUCGGCAGCAGGGAGAUGCUAAGUGCUCUACUGCUACUCUAUGACCACCAGCUAGAGCAUGAAGGAACCACUGGCUGGGACAGUCUGCUCUGGGUGGUCAACCAACUCCUGCCUCAGCUCAUAGAGAUUGUGGGUCGCAUUAAUGUGACAUCAUCAACCUGCGUACACGAGUUCUCACGCUUUUUCUGGCGGUUCUGUCGCACAUUUGGAAAGAUUUUCACCAACACUAAGGUUAAACCACAGUUCCAAGAGAUUCUCCGACUGUCUGAAGAAAAUGUUGAUGCUUCAGCAGGGAACGGCAUUCUCACCAAAGCCACAGUCCCCAUCUAUGCCACUGGAGUGCUGACAUGUUAUAACCAGGAGGAGGAUCGCAAGCUGUUGGUGGGUUUCCUGGAGGAUGUUAUGACAACCCUCUCUCUGUCCCAUGCACCUCUCGACAGCCUGAAGGCCUCCUUUGUGGAGCUGGGUGCCAACCCAGUCUACCAUGAACUGCUGCUGACCGUUCUGUGGUACGGGGUGGUCCAUACGUCCGCUCUGGUCCGGUGUACUGCAGCACGGAUGUUUGAGCUGCUGGUGAAGGGGGUGAAUGAGACGCUGGUAGCUCAGAGAGUGGUGCCGGCUCUCAUCACACUGUCCUCCGACCCUGAAAUCUCAGUGAGGAUAUCCACUAUUCCUGCCUUUGGUACCAUCAUGGAGACCGUCACACAAAAAGAGCUGCUGGAGCGUGUUAAGAUGCAGCUGGCAUCAUUCCUGGAAGACCCUCAGUACCAGGAUCAGCACUCUUUGCACAUGGAGAUCAUCAGGACGUUUGGGAGGGUUGGACCGAACGCAGAGCCACGCUUCAGAGACGAGUUCGUGCUGCCACACCUUCACAAGCUCGCGUUGGCUAACAACAGCCAGGCAACGGAGAGCAAGAGGAUUGACAUUGCCACCCAGCUGUUCGAGGCCUACAGCGCCCUCUCCUGCUGCUUCAUUUCCGAGGAGGUGAUGGUCAACCAUUUCCUGCCUGGCCUCAGGUGUCUGCGCGCCGACAUGGAGCAGCUCUCUCCCGAGCACGAGGUUAUUCUAAGUUCCAUGAUCAAAGAGUGUGAAAUCAAGGUGGAAAACAGAGGAAUGUCAGACGCACAAGGCUCGAUGUCCAUUGCAUCCAGUUUGGUGGGUGAGGAUGCCAAGACCAAGUUCCUGAGUAAGAUGGGUCAGCUGACCACCUCUGGCGCUAUGUUGGCCAACGUCUUCCAGAGAAAGAAGUAACCGCAAAACUGACCGAUCGCAAUUAACUGACGAACCCCUGUGGUCUUUGGGAGCAUUUCAUUUUGCUGGAAAAAGCAUCGGGUCGGCUUAAAGUAGGAGAAAGUGUAUAGUUUGAUCAAUUUGAAGGAAUGAGGGUUUGCUGAAAGUUGUGUCGAUUUCAAAUCUUCAGAGCAGCAGGACUACCUGCUACUUAAAGGUGAACAGCAAUGGGGUUUUUUUCGUUUGAUUUUUUACAGUGAAGGCUUCUGAGGUUUUUCCCCUCUGCUCAUUUUUCCUCUCCUUAAUUCUUAAUCAUGACGAAAGCAUUGUCAAGGGAUCUGCUUUUACGAGUCAAUGUAAAACGUUGUAAUUUCAGACAGAGAGGAGAGAGAGAGAGGGGAACAAAACUGAACAGUGUCAUCCAACGCGACGGCAAGGAAUUUGUUACCUGGACAUUUCUGGACUUGAAAGUACCACAAGAAUUUGAUUUUCAGAAGAGCUUCAUUCAUCUUGUAGGAGACGAAAAACUUGCGCUGGAUUUCCUGUAGAAUUUUAACGGGCACCAUUUUGGAUGAAAAGGUUCCACAGCAUUUGCAUUAACUUGCAAAUGAAAUUACACUGAAGGUUUGAACCACAAAAUGGCAGCGCAUCUGUUCGGAAUGCCUUGUACGGCGCGUCUGUACGGCUCAGAAGUAUCGCCUACUUGAAACUAUAAAAAAAUUGUCUUGCCUUUAUUUCUUCAAAGUCUGUCUCUGGUUUUUGUUUUGAUAGCGUCUAUUUUAUAACUUAUUUAUGUCUUAAUGAAGGAAAAGAAACAUACUUUAUUCCAACUUCCAAAGAAAUUUGCACUUCACUUUAAUGUUUUGUUCUUUAUUAUAUAUAUUUUUUUGUUUUAAUUCAGAGUCUUAUACAUAAAGAUUAUCACUACUGUUAAUGAGGACGUGUUUUUUUGUUGUUGUUUAUGUUUUGGCAAUGUGAAGUUGAAGAGAACACUGAUCAUAAUUAUUCCUUCUCUGUCCGUUGCAUCUUGUCUCUCAGUGUUGCAGUGUCUCUGAUAAUUGUACUUAUUUUUUUUUUCUAAAGUGGGUAUUUGGUUAUAUUUUUUCGUUGUUGUUCUUUUUGGAUAUGCUCUAAGAGAAACAGUAAAUAACUGUAUCAUACACUGAACUGAAGGGGAUGGUACUCAUUAUGUAUAUUUGAAAUUCGUGUCCUGGUGUAAUAAAAGAUGGAGGUCAGUUGUGUACUUGAA
Molecule: messenger RNA, 3832 nt
Organism: Stegastes partitus (bicolor damselfish)
Lineage: Eukaryota; Metazoa; Chordata; Actinopteri; Pomacentridae
Gene: relch
Product: RAB11 binding and LisH domain, coiled-coil and HEAT repeat containing
Exons: 25
Biological process (GO): intracellular cholesterol transport
Cellular component (GO): trans-Golgi network; recycling endosome
Source: RefSeq, a predicted model, not a curated record